AUGAAGAUUCCAGAUAUUACUGCUCCAUCUACUAGUAAGCUAUACUUUUUAAAGGAGGUAUAUUAUGGUUUUAGACCAAAUGCCCCACAAUUUAAACCAGAACACUAUCCAGAUUUAACUGGUAAGACUGCAAUUGUUACUGGUUGCAACACUGGCAUUGGGAAAUAUGUUUUAGGAUUAUUAUAUCAAAAAAAUUGUCGUGUCAUUGGUGUUGUACGGACAAAAGAAAAGGGGGAACAAGCUAAAAAUGAAAUAAUAACAGCUAAUCCAGACUCAAAAGGUACAAUUGAUAUUGUUGGUGGAUGUGACUUCUUAGAUUUUGAAAAAGUUAACAUUGCCGGAAAAAGGAUUGGUGAGUUAUUAGAUAAACCAGGUAGUGGCCCAUUAAACAUUGUUAUCCACAAUGCCGGAUUAACCUGGCUAGUGGCACCAAAUAGUCCAAAAUCUUCUGUACAAAAUUAUGAAGCCAUGUAUCAAACAAAUGUGUUGGGUCCACAACUAUUACAACAUUUUAUUGAUCCAUAUUUGUUAAAGGAAGAUGAUGUUUCGUUAAAAAGAUUAGUAUGGGUGAGUUCUGCUGCCCAUUUUUUCACUCCAGAACCUUAUGGAAUUUAUUGGGAAGAUCCAGGUUUCAAAGAUACUCCAUCAGAACAACGUCCAAAGGGAAUGAAUUUGUAUGGUCAAUCAAAGACAUAUAAUAUUUAUCAAGCUCAAGCGUGGUAUGACAUUCACAAGGAACAAGCUGAUAAGAUUGGCUGUGUUUCUGUUUCCUGUUACCCAGGCAAUCUAAGUACUGACAUGUCAAGAGCAUGGUGGCCUCCUUUCGUCACUGCUGCCAAGCUAGUUGUGUGGGAUGGUGUCUAUGGUGCUUAUUCUGAAUUGUAUUGUGCAUUAUCACCUACUUUAACAUCGAAGGAAUCAGGUUCAUAUAUUGUACCAUUUGGUGAGAUCCAUGACCCAAGAGAAGACGUGAAGGCAGGGUUGACCAAUGGUAUUGCAACGCAAAUCUGGGAAUUCUGUGAAGAUCAAAUCUCAGAAUACUUGCCAUAA
Maudiozyma barnettii is the source of this 1050-nucleotide messenger RNA. RefSeq lists its product as uncharacterized. NCBI's taxonomy places the organism in Eukaryota, Fungi, Ascomycota, Saccharomycetes, Saccharomycetales, Saccharomycetaceae. Bases 1 to 1050 code for a protein of 349 amino acids. The transcript has a single exon. The record is from RefSeq and is a predicted model, not a curated record.